Chlamydomonas reinhardtii is the source of this 2203-nucleotide messenger RNA. RefSeq lists its product as uncharacterized. The coding region runs from base 155 to 604 and encodes 149 amino acids. The record is from RefSeq and is a predicted model, not a curated record. NCBI's taxonomy places the organism in Eukaryota, Viridiplantae, Chlorophyta, Chlorophyceae, Chlamydomonadales, Chlamydomonadaceae. The transcript is spliced from 4 exons.
GUUUCAUUUGCUGUCUUCAUCCAACAAGUGCACGCGCGCUAGCCGCUUGCUGCGUAUCCUCGCCACGCGAACUGUUCUUCGCGAGGUCGUUGAGUUGAGUCUUAUCAACUUGUAGCUCUGUUACAGACGCCACCGGGAGCUCUCUGCCUCCACAAUGCUCAGCCAGCAGCUCGCACGGCGCCAGGUUUCCAGCGCGCGGCCGUCUACGCAGAGACCUGUGUGCUCACGGCCAUGUGUCCGCGCUCGCAUUUUCCGGCGAGACGGGCCUUUGGCUGUUGAGGAAGUGGCUGUGGACGAGUUCAAUGCACCUACCAAGCGCCAGCGGGAGCAGCUAAAGCGUACGCUUCAGGAGCUUGGUUUCACUGAGCAAGCGGCUGACAUCCUUGCAUUCAGCAAGAUCACCAACUCGAACUGUGACCUGCUCAUCGGCGACAUCCGCGCCUCGUUCGGCGUGUACCAGGCGCCCCCGCCCGUGGGCCCCGUGGAGUCCGUGCAGAACGGCGUGCAGGACCUGCUGGAGCGGCUGCGCCUGCCCUUCCUGGGCGUGCUGGUCGCCGCGGGCAUCUUUGCAGCCAUCAGCAACCAGGUAACGAUGCUGGGCUAGAGGAGUCGGAGGAGGAGAAUGGAGAAGGGCGCGGAGGAGGAGUGGAGCGGGAUACGCGGGCAGGCAAGGAGCGGGGGAGCGGCGCCGGCACACCGUGUGCAGCCCUUCCCGCUGCCUGUCUGACGCCGCAUCCGCUGCCGAAAGUCCAUUAUGUAACGCAUGCGGCGGCUACCGCUGGUCACCGCUGCCGUUGCCACCUCCAAGUCGCCAGGGACGGUAUGAUGGUUGCGUGUGAGUUAAGGCCUAGGUUUUGGACGCGGUGUGCUCGCUUCAGCACUCAACUGUACAUCAUUCACGCCCGCAAUGCGGUGUCGCUGGGUUCAAAUCCGGGCACGCGCUGAAGUUACGGAAGGAAGCUGGAUACGCAUAUACGCAUGGCGUUAGGACACGCGUGAAGCGGUUGCAAAUGGACAUCAGUAAUGGGUGUUGGAUAUCGUAAUGUCUUUUCAGGCGCGUAUGCUUUGGGGUCGAGCGCACACAAGCUGUACGGUCCCGGGGCCGGCACAACGCGAGGUGGAUAGGCACAAGUUGAAUUGCGGAAAUCUACAAGGCAGGUGGCAGGCAGCAGAGAUUGCUAGUCGUGUUGGUAACUGAAUGCUGGAUGUUGCACAUGCGGCCCAAGGACCCGACACAUCGUUUGUUCGGUGUGGGUGCUUGUUAGGGGCCCGGGUGUUAGAUAUUUGAUCGGCAGGAUAGGUGGGGAGCAGACACGAUUACGGUAUAAGUACUGAGAGUUUGUGCGAGCCAUAUGCAUAUUGUUUAUUAUGGCAAGGGAAGCGGUGAUCCCAUACGGGUGUACCCUUAGUGGAAGAUGGGCGUGGCGGCCGGUCUGUCGCUGCCGGCCGAACGCGCGCAUCCACACGUCUGGAGGUGACUGUCGAUUCCUUACGUUGCGACGCUUUGCUGAGAUGCAGGGGCACGGGGCGCAAGUAAUUGAGGCCGCGCUGUGCCGCAAUUGGCCGAGACCCCAACGUGUGGCCAUUGUAACACGGAGAGCGCUUACGACUGGGCGGCAUUGCGAGUGCAAGGGUACCUGCUUGUUUUACGGGGAAUAACUGUACGAUGCGGACAGGUCGAGGCUGGAGCUGGCUGCGGCCAGGGCGUGACCGCGUGAGAGGCCCCGUCUGGGCCGCCCAGACAGCUGAGAUGAAGCAGCAAGUCAUAGCAACAAGAAUACAAGAUAGAGGAUGGAUCUGUUGAAGUCCAAGUACAAGCAAGAGCAGAGGGUGGUGAGAAGGAUAGUGCCGAGUCGGGACUACGCUUUCCUGCCCCUUGCCAUGUUCCAUCACGAGUGCCGAGUGUGAUGGCUAGCAUCCCGGCCCACAAACCCCAAAAGGCGAUGGGACAGUGUUUAGGCAGGUUGGUGGAGUCCCGUAGGGUUCAGCGGAUACCCAGACCCCAGCGGAUGGCAAACAAUUUGCAACGGCAGGGCAGGACUGCAGGAGUGCGCGGCCACAAGGCGGGUCAGGGCAAGAGAUCAAGCAUGGAGCUGUAGGGGGACUGCCAAGGCGGCAAGGCCUGGACUCUGGACGCACUCCUCUGUCGGAGACACUGUAGCUGCAUCGUGAGCCUGAUGUGCACUCCACAGCUCCACGGACA